Trichechus manatus latirostris (Florida manatee) is the source of this 4584-nucleotide messenger RNA. It is a transcript of the gene SLC25A13, whose product is annotated as solute carrier family 25 member 13. The coding region runs from base 1607 to 3634 and encodes 675 amino acids. NCBI's taxonomy places the organism in Eukaryota, Metazoa, Chordata, Mammalia, Sirenia, Trichechidae. Gene Ontology annotation, molecular function: L-glutamate transmembrane transporter activity; calcium ion binding; L-aspartate transmembrane transporter activity. The record is from RefSeq and is a predicted model, not a curated record. Gene Ontology annotation, biological process: malate-aspartate shuttle; aspartate transmembrane transport; L-glutamate transmembrane transport. The transcript has 18 exons.
UGUUUUGUUUUUUUUUAGUUUUUGAUGUAUUCCUCUAGCCCUAUCACAUUUUAGUUUCAAGCCCCAUCUUGUCUGGAUAGUUCAAGUCUUUCCCCAUCCUCUACACUGCAGGUAGAAGAAUCAACUACAUUGAAAAUCGGCCCAUGUUACUUCCUGGCUUAAAGUCUUUCAGUCAAGGUCCACAGCCUUCAGCAUGACACCCAAUAUCCUCCAUGACAGGACCCAUACCUGUCCAUCCAGACUCUUCUUCCACAGACUCACAGCUUAAGUUUCCUCUCCUGUCAAACUUCUUGUGUUUCCCUAGCAAUUUCUGGGCCUCCUGCCUCUCGUCUUUCUUUGCUACAACACCUUUCCCCCUCUCCUCACUGAACUAAUUCACAGCCACUUUCUUCCAUUUGGCUGAGGCAUCAGCUCCUCUGUUAGGCCUCCCCAGUCCUCAGUGUUGUCAUGGUACCCUGGGAACAGGUCAGUGCCUAACAGGUGUUAUUGAAGUUAACUAGUUACGUUUCUCCCUUCCCACUAGCCUGCAAGCAUGUUGACGGCUGGGACAACUUCCAAAGUAAUUUUGGUAUCUGCAGCACAUAGCACAUAGUAGGUGCUCAAUUAAUGUUGACGAAUUAAACUGAUUAGUAAUAAACAGUUUUGCUGAUGUGUUAUAUCCACAAUCUACAAAACACUUAGAGCCCGCUCUGGUUUCUGACCACCAUCAUCUUAAUAAUUACACAUCUUGACGUCAGAAACGAAUGACAUCCUGAUGAAAAGGAAUACCUCUGGGGUUUUACAUUAAAAUUUUGACUUGUCAUUUACUUUAGUAUGGCCUGUUUUGGGGGAGUCUUUUGAUCUUGAUCUUGGGACUUCCCAUCUCUAUUGUCCUAAUAUGUAGGGUUGAAAUGUAGCAGUUUCUUAAAUAUAUUUCGCACUACAUUCACCACAGAGUUUACCAGAUUUGACCUAAAAUUAGACUUGCCUGCAGCACUGCGUUGCUACUUCAAGUUCGACUGCUCAAUGCCUACUGUCAAAAUGGUUCCAAGAUCCAUUAUAUGACAAUGCUUCUCCCCUUCGAAAGGGGAGAGAUAAAGAAAACCUGGCUAAACAUGUGACAUGGUGGAGUUCUUAAACUUGCCCAGGUUCUGUACCAACUAUUGUUACUUGCCCUUCCCAUCGGUCUCAAGGGCCCAAGAGUAGCCCCUGGAACCUGCUGAAGCUAGCAGCUUCCUGGCGAGGCCACCUUUCCGCAGGAGACACACCUGCACCCGCCAUGCCCCCGUGGCCCUCGCCGCAGAAGCCGCCUCUGGGGCACAGCUCAGCCCAGAUCACGUGCCCCUGUCCAGUCCACCGCCCCCGGGCCCAGGCCCGCCCAGUCAGCCGGGCAGAGGCCGCCCGGAUCAAGCACGCCCCGGCGGCCCGGGCCGGGCCCAGCCAAUGGGCUGCCGGCGUCCGCAUGACCCGCGCCGGCAGGAGGGCUUGAGAAAGCCGGCAGGGCGCGCACGCUGCCGGGCUGUAUCGUCACCCACGCUGCCGCCGGGACUGGAAGUGAGCCGCACGGGUCAAGAGUGCGAGCGAGACAGUGAGUGGGUCCCGCUGCCGCCCGUACCCGGGGCGAAGCAUGGCGGCCGCCAAGGUGGCUUUAACCAAAAGAGCAGAUCCAGCUGAGCUAAGAACAAUAUUUUUGAAGUAUGCAAGCAUUGAAAAAAAUGGUGAAUUUUUCAUGUCGCCCAAUGACUUUGUCACUGGAUAUUUGAACAUUUUUGGAGAAAGCCAGCCUAAUCCAAAGACUGUGGAACUUUUAAGUGGUGUGGUGGAUCAGACCAAAGAUGGAUUAAUAUCCUUUCAAGAAUUUGUAGCCUUUGAAUCUGUCCUGUGUACCCCUGAUGCUUUGUUCAUGGUGGCCUUUCAGCUAUUUGACAAAGCUGGCAAAGGAGAAGUCACUUUUGAGGAUGUUAAGCGAGUUUUUGGACAGACCACAAUUCAUCAGCAGAUUCCAUUUAACUGGGAUUCAGAAUUUGUGCAACUACAUUUUGGAAAAGAAAGAAAACGACACUUGACAUAUGCGGAAUUCACUCAGUUUUUAUUGGAAAUACAGUUGGAGCAUGCAAAGCAAGCAUUUGUACAGCGGGACAAUGCCAGGACCGGAAGAGUCACAGCCAUUGACUUCCGAGACAUCAUGGUCACCAUCCGCCCCCAUGUCUUGACACCUUUUGUGGAAGAAUGUCUAGUAGCUGCUGCUGGAGGUACCACAUCCCAUCAAGUUAGUUUCUCCUAUUUUAAUGGAUUUAAUUCACUCCUUAACAAUAUGGAACUCAUUAGAAAGAUCUACAGUACUCUGGCUGGCAACAGAAAAGAUGUAGAAGUGACAAAGGAGGAGUUUGUUCUGGCAGCUCAGAAAUUUGGUCAAGUUACACCCAUGGAAGUUGACAUCUUGUUUCAAUUAGCAGAUUUAUAUGAGCCACGGGGACGAAUGACCUUAGCAGACAUUGAACGAAUUGCACCUCUGGAAGAGGGAACUCUGCCCUUCAACUUGGCAGAGGCCCAGAGGCAGAAGACCUCAGGGGACACAGCUCGGCCAAUUCUCCUGCAGGUUGCAGAGUCAGCUUACAGGUUUGGCCUGGGUUCUAUUGCUGGAGCUGUUGGAGCCACUGCCGUGUAUCCUAUCGAUCUUGUAAAAACUCGAAUGCAAAACCAACGAUCCACUGGCUCUUUUGUGGGAGAACUUAUGUAUAAAAACAGCUUUGACUGUUUUAAGAAAGUGCUACGCUACGAAGGUUUCUUUGGACUCUAUAGAGGUCUGUUGCCACAGUUAUUGGGAGUCGCCCCAGAGAAGGCCAUAAAACUUACAGUGAAUGAUUUUGUGAGGGAUAAAUUUAUGCACAAAGAUGGUUCGGUCCCACUUGCGGCAGAAAUUCUUGCUGGAGGCUGUGCAGGAGGCUCCCAGGUGAUUUUCACCAAUCCUUUAGAAAUUGUCAAGAUUCGUUUGCAAGUGGCUGGAGAAAUCACCACGGGUCCUCGAGUCAGUGCUUUGUCUGUCGUACGAGACCUGGGGUUCUUUGGGAUCUACAAGGGUGCCAAAGCAUGCUUUCUGCGGGACAUUCCUUUCUCGGCCAUCUACUUCCCAUGCUAUGCUCAUGUGAAGGCUUCCCUUGCAAAUGAAGAUGGGCAGAUUAGCCCGGGAAGCCUGCUCUUGGCUGGCGCUGUAGCUGGUAUGCCUGCGGCAUCUUUAGUGACCCCUGCUGAUGUUAUCAAGACAAGAUUACAGGUGGCUGCCCGGGCUGGCCAAACCACUUACAGCGGAGUUAUAGACUGCUUUAGAAAGAUAUUGAGGGAAGAAGGCCCAAAAGCUUUGUGGAAAGGAGCUGGUGCUCGAGUAUUUCGAUCCUCACCCCAGUUUGGUGUAACUUUGCUGACUUAUGAAUUGUUACAGCGAUGGUUCUACAUUGAUUUUGGAGGAGUAAAACCCAUGGGAUCGGAGCCAGUUCCUAAAUCCAGGAUCACACUGCCUGCUCCCAAUCCUGAUCAUGUUGGGGGCUACAAAUUGGCGGUGGCAACUUUUGCAGGGAUUGAAAACAAAUUUGGACUUUACUUACCACUCUUCAAGCCAUCAGCAUCUACCUCAACAGCUAUCAGUGGAGGCCCGUAGAAGGACCAGCGGCAGGAUGUUGCCGUAGCAUUGUUGUUAUAACAGUAAAGAACACCUCACCUCUGAUUUAGCAACAUCUCAUCCCUUUCACUUCCAUCUCUGGUUUAAAUUCUAGUUGAGGCUUUUUAUAAAGUGAAAUCAUGCAUUUUCUGUGUUUUCUUAACCAGAUCAUUAUGAAAUUAUUAAUAAUUAUCCUUUGGGCCUCAGCCUUAUAUCUGACAUGUAUUAGAAUUUGGUCAACACUGCCUGAUUUGGGGAAAGGAGCAAAUUGGAAUAGAAAUUAGGGCUGUACUCCUUGGACUGAGAUUGGAAUCCCAGAGAGGCUACUGAAAAGCAAUCAUGGUGCUCAGAGCAAAGUGCUUCUUGUGUGUUUAAACUGGUAGUAAGCUGAGUGCAUAUUUAUAAAAGUAAAAAACACUGGAAGAAAUGAAAAAACUAUCAGAAAUAGCCAGCCUGGCUUCAAAUCUUAAACAUGCACAAAUUCUGUCUCUGGAUUAUAUUAUGAAGCUUUUAUGUGAAACAUGUUUUUUUGUAAUGAAAACCACAUUGAAGAUGUUUAGUAAUCAUAUUCUGUUACUGGUGCCAAGACUACUAGGGAAAAGCCUUUGUGCUUUAGGGAAGUACUUUCGGCAUUUUAUUAUAUAGACUUAGAAAGUAUUGAAUGCAGCACUUCUCCUGGAUGUGCUAAAUUUAGGUAACUGUCCAUAUGAUGCACAUAUGUUGAUUACUGCCUGUUUCAGUAGGCACUGUAGAAGAAAUGUCUGUUCCCUGUUGCAGGUACUUGCCCUAAUCCCUCUCCCCAUAAUCGGUACCCAUUGCCAUUAAAAUCCACUUUAUCUUGCAUCAUACAAGACAUAUAUUCUAAUGUAAGUUUUUAUUUAAUUUCUGGGGCCUUGCAUAAUGUUCAGAGGCCCAUGUGUUUGUGAAGGUGGAAAUAAACUGUUUUUAAA